AUGGAUGGCAUUCAAACCGGCAACGCCUUAUUUGCAGCCUGGGAUGAUCGAUAUCCAGGCGCUUGGAAUCAACCUUGUUUGCGAUUUGAUGCCCUGUUCAAUGACUAUGCCGGCACAUCAACAUGCAACGAUCGAUUUCUUCAAAUUUUUACUUAUCUCAACUCUGAUAAUGCCCAACUGGCUCAAUAUCUCAUCUCCUCUUUUGAUCUAUACACAAUCGAGGAUACAGCAGCCGAAGACGUCUGGUCACUGCGAGUUCUUGCAAUGCGAAUUUCAUUGCAGAACCCUUUCUUGUUCUUUGGUAUUGACGAAUUUGAAAAAAACCAGAACAACAACCAAUUCUUUGAAGGGGACAAGUCGGAUCCUCGCCUUCGUCUGGAAAAUCCGCUUGUUGGCUUUUGGUUGAUUUGUACUGAAAUGUUUGAUUAUCCAUGGGCAACAACCUUUGAUGACGACUACUAUAACGAGCCGUCUUCGUCAAUCAUUUGCGGCAUCAAACAAAAACGGUUGGCACCUUUUCAGUCCUUUUUCCGACCAGAAAGUUCAAAUCAUCAUAUUCAACAUGCAAUCCAGAAGAUCGGUGAUCCAAUGAAUGACCAUUUGGACAAUGCGAUAGGCCAGUCUCAUUUGAACAAAACAACUUUAGUGGAUCAAAGGAAGCGUCAUCGUAAUCUGACCUACAAUAGAUACGAUGCACUGGUGGAUGAAGAAGGAUCGAGUGGGGGAAAUGCUGACAAUGCCGAGGCUGAGGACGACGAUGCCACUACUAUUGACGGUGAUGCCUACCAACAACCAAAUCAGGACGAUGAUGACGAUGAAAUACUAGUGACGGCGGUCCGAAACAACCCAAGACGCCCACCACUUUCUUCAGAUGAUGAGGACGACGGAGAUGAGGAUGAUAAUGAGGAUGCUGAUGCGGUGAGCAACGGUGGGGUGGUUCAGACAGAAUCUGUAGAAGCACUGGUGAGGUCAGAAGACGACAAUAUGGCGAUUGACAGCUUGACAAGCCCAACUCAGGUCUUUCAGGACAGCUCUUCAUUGAUCCAUACACCUCCACCUACACGUCGCCUUGCUCCACCGCCCACUCUUGCUGAGAAACUUAACAAAUUAAUUCAAGUUAACUUGGAUGGGAUGACCUGCAGAUGUCAUAUUUUUGAGUCGGACUCCGGCACGGUUGCUGAGCCAAUUUUAUCUGCGGUGCUGACAUCCAUGGAGGAAGCUUUGAACGACUCCUUUCACAAGUUGAAGAUCCUUCCUAUCUCCGACGACACUUAUAAACAACAGAACCGGUGGAUCCGGAACUUGGUUGAGUUACGCAACAAAAUUUUGUCCUACGGGGCCCUGAGUCUUUACUGCGAUAUGGAAUAUGGGAAUUCUCCUUAUGCAGCAACCAACAGCAAACCUGGUGAGAAGAAACUACGUACCCGAAUGCGGGUUGGCUUUGCAACGGACACGUCGGAAGAGGCGGUACAGGACUAUCUUCACACUGGUCUCCGUUCCCAGGGUCGCGGUGCCGGAUGUUACCCGUCGCCGCUUCAAUAUGGGGACAUUGUUAAAGUGGGUUGCUUUGCCUUCAUCCCGCCGGAGGUUAAUUUCAACGCCUAUGCAAAAGAAAUCAUGCGUCACUUUGACUUCUCUAUCCCUAUUAGAAUCAAGAUGGACUGGGUUUCUACACCUUACACAGGACGUGCUAAAUUCAACAAACGUUCCCCCGGUGUAACAAGUCCUCAUGGGUACGCUCGCAAGAUUCAUGCCAAAAGAGUUGAUCGAGAAUUAAGAAGCCUUCUUAAUCCAUCCACAGCAAAGCCAGACUUCCCCUUCGCUGCUCCGGCUACAUUUAUCAGUGAUUGGAAGUCGGCUCAACAGGGAUUGAUCAGUGUGAAGGCCUACGGUCCGGUUAAGGAUGCUACCCUCACCCUUAUUAGCAAACUACGUGAUUACUACAUCCUGACAGAGGUCCUGUAUUCGGUCACAGAUCUGCCCGGGAUGUUCAAGUUCGCAACUACUACUAUGUUUGGCUCAUGCACCUUGUUGAAGCUUCUCUUGUUGAUCAAGGCAACUCCAGCUCAAGCCGACAAAGCUUCUCAUGUCCAUCAAUCAACAACUGAGACUGAUGACUCAGACGAUGAUUCAGACAAUGACUCUUCUGCCGACGAUCCCAAUGAAUCCUCUGGCCUCAAAGGCGGUCAAUUCACAGAAGUUCGGUCUAAGAAGGCGGCAACAAAGGUGAAAAAGAAGGCAAAGAAGAAAAAGAAGUUGAUCACUGAUAAUGAGAAUCCGUUCCUUAACGAUCUCUCCCCAGCCCAACGGAAAAUGGCUGAGGUUGCUGACCGUAAGCUGAAGAAUGAUCAGGAGCGUCACAAGUCCGGUCCGCUGUUCUUGAUGGUUCUACCUGGCAAGAUGGAAGGACAAUUGGCUCAUAACGUCUUGAGGGGCUUGGUCCCUUUCCUGACUCAUCACCUGUAUGAGCCAACUCUGACAAAAACCGACCAAGUCCUCCGUAAAUGGGUUCCGCAAUCAGAGAUCAGUAUGGCUCGACGUAAGAACCUCAAAUGGUGCACAAACACUCUCCGUGCAGUGGAGGCUACCGCAUCGCCAGACGCGGUGGAAGAAGCACUGGAGUUUCUGGAUGAUGUGAUGGAAGACGCAACGGAUGUUUAUGAUGGGCAACUCUCGAUUGAUUUGGAUAUGGCUAACAAUAAAGAUAUUGAUGAUGGGAAGACCGUGACGGGAAUGAUGGACGAGAUGCAGGAACGCGAGCAACAACUGGAAGAUGCUUUCAAUGAGAUUGAGAUUCGGGACAAUGCACUGGAGGCUCAGGAACGCGCCUUGGCUCAACACCGUGCGGACAAUGCGGCACUGCAAGCACAGCUCACUGCCCUCCAGAGUCAGGCCAGCCAUCCACCCACCAUGAUGAGUCCGCCAGCUCUCACUCCACCCCACAACAAUCGCGUGUCCCCUGACCGGACAAAACCAAAGAAGGCCAUCAAGCAGGGCAAAGCUAAACAACCAGCCAAGAAGGCCUGUACAAGUGCAGGUGUCCAAUUUCAGGAACCAUCUCCUGCCCAACCCUCGACAGACUCGGCUGUCCAAGUAGACACGUCUCACAUGGAAGGGGAUAACACUACUGCCGCGUCUCAAGAUGAGAGCCAAACCUCCUCUCUUACUGCGUCUACCCCACGAGGUGGAGGGUCUCCAUUCUUAUCUCCUCCUCCUGGGAAGGCGCACAGUGAUGGCGCCAGGGAUUGGUCUGGCAAUGAUCACCGUCGCCAUUCUUCACUGGCUACUCGAGUCUGUUUCCAGAAUGUCAACGGAUUACCAGAAAACGGCAAUGACUCAAAGCAGCAACAGAUCAACUCCUGGCUGAAGGAGGAACGAGUGGGAAUUGCGUUGUUGGCAGAGGCCAAGACGUUUUGGCCGUCUAUCAAUGAAGGUCACGGGUGGAGUGACAGACUCCGUCAAGCUACAAUGAAGUCCGAGCAAAAAGGGUUUUACUCGUCGGUAGCUUACAAUCGGCAUCAGGACAGAUCUGCUGCCACCUCGGCGGUACAAUGGGGUGGGUGCAUCGUAACCGUUUUGAACCAAGUGGCGCACAGGGCUAAGGAAGCUGGCAGAGACCCCACGGGUUUAGGACGGUGGGCCUAUGUCCGUCUCCAAGGAAGGAAGUUGAAAGCCCAUGGGGGUAAUGUUCAGGACUCUUUGGUUGAGGUAAAUGACUUAGUUCGUGGUCCGAUCUCCAAGGACUUAGUGGUUGUCUCCGCGUAUCGUCCCAACAAGCAAGGCCUCGGUGGAUCUACAGUAUGGGCACAACACAGGCUUCACUUUCAUGCAGUGAAUCGAAAAGUUAAUCCACGGAAAGCCUUUGUGGAUGAUCUUUGCAAACAGAUCACCAAAUGGCGUGAUGAAGGAUGUGAGGUGGUUUUGGGUAUAGAUGCAAACGAGGAUGUCACUGUUAACGCACCCCAGUCUAUCCGCCACCGCUUCCGGGCCUGCGGUCUUGAGGAGGCGAUCCUAAAACACCAUCCACCGCAAGCAACCCACCAGCGCAACCAACGGAAAAUUCCGAUUGAUGGUAUCUUCACCACUUCAGGAGUACCAAUCCUUGCGGGUGGGUACUAUGCCUUUGACGAAUGCUUCGAUUGCGAUCAUCGCGGAUUGUGGAUUGACAUUGAUCUUUCCGCCUCCUUGGGCAACUUCCAACCUCAGAAAUCCAACUUCAAGCCACGGAAGUUGUCCCUUCAAGACUCUUGA
This is a messenger RNA of Cylindrotheca closterium, 4251 nucleotides long. Lineage: Eukaryota; Bacillariophyta; Bacillariophyceae; Bacillariales; Bacillariaceae. The record is from the annotation of a GenBank genome assembly.